Triticum urartu is the source of this 1238-nucleotide messenger RNA. RefSeq names its product thaumatin-like protein 1b. NCBI's taxonomy places the organism in Eukaryota, Viridiplantae, Streptophyta, Magnoliopsida, Poales, Poaceae. The record is from RefSeq and is a predicted model, not a curated record.
UUGUUCAUCGAUUAUCUCCUGCGUGCAUCUACCCACUUGUUUUAGUAUGGCACGUACGCGCGUACGUACUUUGACACGCUAUAAAUAAACAUCUCAGCCAAGAAAGAUGGAUCGAUCCAGGUGUCAAUUUGCUUGCUAAUUGACCAGUGACGCUCCAUUCGUCGAUCUCACCGGCUUCUUCUCGGGCCGACUGGCGAUGGCCGGCAAUGGAGCUACCACCCGGAGGCUGCUCACCCUGUUUCCGCUCCACGUGACCCUCAUCUUCCUUCUCGGCGCCAACGGGGCGGACGCUGCGACUUCCUUCAGCUUCGCCAACGAGUGCUCGCACCCGGUGUGGGUGGGCGUGCUCAGCGGCGCCACCUCGCCGCAGCUGCCCCGCACCGGCUUCUACCUCGCCCCGGGCGCGACCUCCUCGCUCGCCGCCCCGUCCUCCGGCGCCUGGUCCGGCAACUUCUGGGCGCGCACCGGCUGCGCCGUCGACGAGGGCACCGGCCGCCUCGCCUGCGCCACCGCCGACUGCGGCAGCGGCGACGUCGCCUGCGACGGCCGCGGGCCCGCCCCGCCCGUCACGCUCGCGGAGAUCACCCUCGCCGCCCCCGGCUCCGGCGGCCUCGACUUCUACGACGUCAGCCUCGUCGACGGCUUCAACCUGCCCGUCAGCAUCGCGCCCUCCCACGGAGGCUGCCAGGCGGCGGCGUGCGCGGGCGACGUGAACGCCGUGUGCCCGUCGGACCUGAGCGUCGCGUCCGGCUCAAGCGGUGAGGUGGUGGCGUGCAAGAGCGCCUGCAACGCCUACGGCAGCGCGCGCUACUGCUGCAGCGGCGACUACGGCACGCCGGCGGCCUGCGGGCCCACCAGCUACUCGCAGGUGUUCAAGGCCGCCUGCCCGGCGGCCUACAGCUACGCCUACGACGAUGCCAGCAGCACCUUCACCUGCUCCGGCGCCGCCACCUACCACAUCACCUUCUGUCCUGCCACUUAACUCAUCAACCUCACAAUCCUUAUAAUUAAUUAAUUAAUUAAUUAAUUAAUUAUAAUCACGCAGUGGACAUGUAUGCAGUUUAAUUUUUCAGUGAAAAUAAUAUUUAUAAAGAGUAAAAAAGGGAUUACAAAUCUUUAUGCUUCCUUAUUCUUUUUUUCUUUGAGGGGAUUAUGCUUCCUUAUUCAAUGUGUAUUUUGGUAAUCAGUACUGUAGCACAAAAUGGAUGAGAACAAAGCCAUGCCUUUGCCGCCUCUUA